Molecule: messenger RNA, 807 nt
Organism: Hydra vulgaris (swiftwater hydra)
Lineage: Eukaryota; Metazoa; Cnidaria; Hydrozoa; Anthoathecata; Hydridae
Source: RefSeq, a predicted model, not a curated record
AAGCUUGGAAGUGGAACAUUACCUGUCAAGCCUGAAGAUCCUUUGCAAGGGUGUAUUGAAAUACCUGAGCAGUGUUUUCUCAAUGAUAAUGAAUCUAUUGUGGAAAAGAUUUUUGGUGGUGCAGAAGAAGCUGAUUAUGCAAAACGUGCUAUUUUAACACCAACAAAUGUUGAUUCAUUGGCAAUAAAUGAAGAAGUCCUUCAUCGAUUACCGGGUGAUGUUAAAACUUAUUUAAGUUCAGAUAGCAUUGAAACUGAUGAUCAUAAUGAAAUUUAUAAUUUUCCAGUUGAGUUUUUAAAUACUUUGACUCCAUCAGGUAUGCCUGUUCAUUGCCUAAAGUUGAAAAUUGGUGCUGUUAUAAUGCUACUUAGAAAUUUAGAUCUCAAAGGUGGACUUUGUAAUGGAACACGUUUGAUGGUGCGUGCACUACACAACAAUUACAUUGAUGGUGAGGUUCUAACAGGUGUAUCAGCUGGUAACAGGGUAUUUGUUCCUCGAGUUCAAUUAGCUCCAUCAGAUUCAAAUUUACCUUUUACACUUAAACGUCGUCAAUUUCCAGUUAGGUUAGCAUACUCAAUGACCAUAAAUAAAAGUCAAGGUCAAACAUUUGAUAAAGUUGGUGUUUAUCUCAAAAAGCCUUGCUUUUCACACGGCCAAUUAUAUGUUGCAUGUUCAAGAACAAAAUCUUUUAAUAGUUUGUUUUUUAAAGUUGAUAAACAUGCAUUACAAGGUAUGUCAUUUAACAAAUAUUACACAAAUAAUGUUGUGUUUACAAAUGUUCUUAAUUUAUAAUUUUGACAAGUUUGU